UCAGUGUUACAAACAAAUCAAAAAUCCGAAAGCAAUUAAUUAUUUUAACCUUCUCCCCCCUUUCACCGCCCGCGACAACUGAAAGAACAACAACUCCAAUCAAAGAGACCAUUAGAAACGACAUUGGACCUAUCGGAAAAUUACUCCAGUUUCAUAGAAAACGUACUUUCACUUUUGCUCGCCGAAUUAACAAAAACAACACAAACAAAAACAGCAAAAGAGACAAGAAUAAGAGGAAAAACGAGGAACGGUGCGACGAACAAUAUAGCUGAGACGGGGAGGGGUAAAUUGCAAAAAAAGAAAAAGAAGCAAUAGCCGAGCCAAAGAUGAUGAGAAAAUGACUUAUCACCAUGAUCAUUAAGUAUUGAAUAGGAAAGACAUAGAAAACUAGAUAAAGGAUCAGUACAUUUUGGAGUGGGCGUGUUGAAAAGUUGCAAAAAAAUUAAGAGAAAAAACAAAUCAAAACUGGGUCAAAGAAGAAAAAAGAAAAUGGAGAGAAGUCAGAGCACGCAGCAGCCGCCGCCGCCGCCAAUGCGUGGCGGACCGAAUGCCAACAAUGUGAAUAAUAUGAGCGAUGCGGCAGCAGCAACAACAACAGCAACGAUGACAACAACAUCAUCAUCGCUGGCAUCGGGAGCAACUACACCGCCCCCACGAAUCACUAGCGGCAACAACAACAACAACAGCAGCAGCAGCGGCGGUGGCGGUCAUCAUCGCAGUCAUAGCAUAACAAAUGCAGCGGCCACAUCAUUUGUCAAUCUUCUGGACGGAUUCACCGCCCGCGUCUCAACGGCUGUAAGCGUAGCGAGCUCAAGCUCUGGUGGCUUAAUCACUGGGAGCAGCCAAUCUGGUUCAACCAAUUCAUUGGCCUCAUUGGGUACCACAGCGAAUGCAUUUUAUUCAUCAAUCGGUAGUGCCCUAAAUUCAAUAACUUCACCCAUACAAGCAGCUGCAGCUGCUGCCACUGCAACCACUACCGAAGUGGUGGUGGCUGCCGCCUCGGUGAUAACCAAUCACCUGAGCUCACCCACUAGUGGCACACCACCGCAUAGUCUGGCAUUGCAGGGUGGUCAUCAUCAUAAUCAUGACAACGAUGACAUCGAUGAUGACGACGAUGACGAAGAGGAGUGCGACGAUGGCGAUGAGGAGGACGAUGAUGAUGCCAUCGACAAUGAUAGACAUAUAGCCGCUCCCACACCAUCGAAAACCUGGGCAGAGAACAAACAAGUUGUUCAAGAAGUGCGCAAACAGUUGACCCAUUUAUCCACAAUGGUGCCAACAAAUGUACAAUUUCGCAAUCUCUCUGACGGCAGAUGUAGGAUUUAUUUUCUAAGCACACCACCUCAGACUUGGGAGACAACUCUCCUUUUUGCCGAUAUUAAUCUGCCACAGCUGCAAUCGCAACCACAGCAGCAGCACUCCCAUUCCCAUCAUCAUCACCUAUCACAUCAUUAUCAGCAUCCAGAGGAGCAUCAACAGCAGCGAUUGCUGUUGCAACGUGUGGACGGUGGAACUGCGGGCAGUCCCACAGAGCGAUCUGGGCCGAGUUCACCAAUGCCAGUUGAGUUGCCGUUUUAUUUUAAACCAAGAGUCAAUUGGCAUCCGUUGCUAAAGCAACCAAUACCCAGUUCCAGUGCACAUAGCAACGCCAGCAGCUCAUCCACCAGCGGCGGUUCGGCUAGUCCUUAUGCUCGAGAAUUUCAAUUGCUACAAGAACGCAAACGUUUGGCCACCUGGGGCAUUACCUCAUAUGAGUUGCACAAACCUUCGGGCAAGUUAAUAUUUCCCUGCCUUAAUGAUCUGUAUCAGUGUCUGGACACGGGCUAUAAUAGUGGCCUCCUGUUUCCCAGCCAAUUGCGCACGUCGCCCCAAUGGAGUGCUCUGGAUCCACAGAUUUGUCCACAAAACUCUGAUCUAAUUGCGUACAUCAGUGACUGUGAUAUAUGGGUAACGCAUACGCUCAGUGGAUAUGAGAAGCGUCUAACCUAUACGAGCAAUGAGCGUCGAUCGUCGUAUGCCGAAUACGCUUUAAGCGCAGGCGUUCCAUCGUAUGUGAUGCAGGAGGAGUUUAGUCGCUAUCAGGGCUAUUGGUGGCAACCGCACUCCGAUGAUGGCAUCUAUCGCAUUGUCUACGAGGAGGUGGAUGAGACUGAUGUCUCAAUAUACACAUUCCCCUCAUCAACAGCGCAACACGGUGAGGUAGACGAGUAUCGUUUUCCUCGCACUGGCAGCACAAAUGCCAAAUCCAAAUUGAAAAUGGUUCAAUUCGUUUUAAAUGAAGCUCUGCAAGUUAGCGAAAUUUAUGUUAAAGAUUUGCCAUACUCUCUGAUGGCCGUUUUCAGUUGGUUGGAAUAUAUCGUACGUGUAGGAUGGACACCGGAUGCCAAUUACGUUUGGGUCCAGGGAUUGGAUCGUAAACAGCAACGUUUGGAUGUAAUACUGAUACCGAUGGAUAACUUUUGCGAAUCCUAUAGCAGCCAAGUGUCGACUCCAACCGAUUCAAUUGGUGAUCACAGUUGGCGCAGUCCCUACAAUCGCACCAUAACGCCGUUGCAAGUGAUCUACACUGAACAGCAACUAGAUAGUUGGAUUAAUAUCCACGAUCUAUUAUAUUUUCUUGAAAUCAAUGAGACUAGUGUCACUUUUCUGUGGGCCUCUGAAGAGACUGGCUUUCGACACUUAUAUUUGAUUACAUCGAGUCUGUUGCUAACACAUGCCAAUGGUGCAGGUGCAAGUGCAGGCGAUCAAUCAACUGAGGCGGCUGGAGCUGGCGGUGGACCCUCAGUGUCAGCACAUCAACCGGGAUUUGUUGAGCAGGCAGCUCUGCAGCCGCGUCUAAUUAACAAAGUCGCAUUGACCAGCGGCGAAUGGGAGGUACUUGCUCGAAACUUAUGGGUGGAUAAGCCCAAUCAAUUGGUCUAUUUUGUGGGCCUUCGCGAUACACCGCUUGAAAAGCAUCUCUAUGUAGUUAGUCUGCAAAGGCCCGAGCAUAUACGUUUGCUAACUGAACCAGGAUAUUCAUAUCUGGUGGAAUUUGAUGAUCAAUGUCAAUUGGUCUUAUUAGUAUACUGUAAUAUCCAACGUUUGCCCAGCUGCAAAGUGAUGCGUGUGACUCAAACCUGUCAAAACGGCGGUGUCAAUGGCAUUCAAAUCUCUUUGGUUGGCUAUCUGCACGAGGGUGAUAAACCGGAACCACAGUAUUGUCCACAAAUCUUUCGCCCGCAAUUGUCAUCAGGUGACAUUGUCUAUGCCAUGGUCUUUAAGCCUCACAAUUUCGAAUUGGGCGUUAAAUAUCCAACAGUCCUGAAUGUUUAUGGUGGACCCGAGGUGCAAACUGUCAACAAUACAUUUAAGGGUAAACAUCAAUUGCGUAUGCAUAUGCUGGCGGCCCAAGGUUACUGUGUAAUCUGCAUUGAUUCACGCGGUUCCCGGCAUCGAGGCAAACGUUUUGAAAGUCAUAUACGUGGUCGUAUGGGUCAGGUGGAACUAAACGAUCAGGUAGAUGCUUUACGGAUAUUGGCUGAUCAAUUGGGUUACAUUGACAUGGAACGUAUAGCAAUACAUGGCUGGUCCUAUGGUGGCUAUCUAAGUUUAAUGGGCCUGGUACAGUAUCCACAUAUAUUUAAAGUAGCCAUUGCCGGGGCGCCGGUUACCAAUUGGGAGUAUUAUGAUACUGGUUAUACGGAAAGAUACAUGGAUUUGCCACAACACAAUGAAUCUGGCUAUUCAGCCGGCUCAGUGCUCAAUUAUGUGCAAUCAUUUCCAGAAGAGGAUAAUCGCUUGCUUCUUAUACAUGGUCUGAUUGAUGAGAAUGUGCAUUUCUAUCAUACCUCACGACUGAUCAGUGCUUUGAAUAAGGCAAACAAACCCUAUGCCCUACAUGUAUUUCCCGAGGAGCGACAUUCGUUGCGCAAUCUGGAAUCGAAUAAAAAUUAUGAAACGAAAUUAUUAGCAUUCUUGCAAAACUUAUGAGAUUGGCAAUUGAAAACGUAAAAAUAAUAUAAUGAGGGACAAACCGACCUUCUUUAAAUGAUAAUAUUGCUGCCCUGUCAUCCCUUUUUAACUACCGUUCGCCCCUUUA
This is a messenger RNA of Drosophila willistoni, 4081 nucleotides long. Its product is annotated as dipeptidyl peptidase 9. The record is from RefSeq and is a predicted model, not a curated record. NCBI's taxonomy places the organism in Eukaryota, Metazoa, Arthropoda, Insecta, Diptera, Drosophilidae. Bases 490 to 3972 code for a protein of 1160 amino acids. Gene Ontology annotation, molecular function: dipeptidyl-peptidase activity; serine-type peptidase activity. Gene Ontology annotation, biological process: proteolysis. The transcript is spliced from 8 exons.